AUGGGUGAGAUCAGCCAAGAUGCUGUGGAGAAGUAUCUCGAGGAGAACCCUCAAUUUGCCAAGGAGUACUUUUACAAGAAACUUCAUGUUGAAGCAGUGGGAGAAAUCUUCAAGAACAGCCAGGCUAUGGUCAAGGCCAGCUUGUCGUUCCCUGAGCUGACACAAGUAGAGGAGUCAGCCCUGUGCCUGGAACUGCUGUGGUCUGUGCAGGAAGAGGCAAGCAGCGCCGAGCUGGUAGCACACAGGGCCCUGCAGAGGCUGGCCCAGCUGCUGCAGGCUGACCGCUGCAGCAUGUUCGUAUACCGUGCCCGCAAUGGCACUCCAGAGAUGGCCUCCAGGUUGCUGGACGUCACCACAACCUCCAAGUUUGAGGACAACCUGGUGGUCCCUGACAGAGAAGUUGUGUUUCCACUGGACAUCGGGAUAGUGGGUUGGGUUGCUCACACCAAGAAAACCCUUAAUGUCCCUGAUGUGAAAAAGAACAACCAUUUUUCUGACUUUAUGGACAAACAGACUGGGUAUGUCACAAGAAACCUGCUGGCGACUCCAAUCAUGAUGGGCAAGGAAGUUCUUGCUGUGGUUAUGGCGAUAAACAAAAGAAAUGCAUCAGAGUUUUCCAAACAGGAUGAAGAGGUCUUUUCCAAAUACCUCAACUUUGUUUCUGUCAUGCUAAGGCUUCAGCAUACCAACUACCUGUACAGUGUUGAGUCCAGAAGAAGUCAGAUCCUUAUGUGGUCAGCCAACAAAGUAUUUGAAGAGCUCACAGACGUUGAGAGACAGUUUCACAAAGCACUAUACACAGUUAGAACAUACCUGAACUGUGAACGGUACUCCAUUGGACUGCUGGACAUGACUAAGGAGAAGGAAUUCUAUGACGAAUGGCCAAUCAAGCUUGGAGAAGUGGAGCCUCACAAAGGUCCAAAGACACCAGAUGGCAGGGAAAUAAUCUUUUACAAAAUAAUUGAUUACAUUUUACAUGGAAAAGAAGAGAUCAAAGUGAUCCCGACACCUCCUGCAGACCACUGGACUCUCAUUAGUGGGUUGCCAACCUAUGUUGCUGAAAAUGGAUUUAUAUGUAACAUGCUGAAUGCCCCUGCAGACGAAUACUUCACAUUCCAGAAAGGACCUGUAGAUGAAACUGGUUGGGUCAUUAAAAAUGUCUUGUCCCUGCCUAUUGUCAACAAGAAAGAAGAUAUUGUGGGAGUGGCAACAUUUUACAAUAGGAAGGAUGGAAAACCCUUUGAUGAGCAUGAUGAACACAUUACUGAGACUCUCACACAAUUUCUUGGAUGGUCUCUUCUAAAUACUGAUACCUAUGAGAAAAUGAAUAAGCUAGAAAACAGAAAAGACAUUGCUCAGGAAAUGCUUAUGAGCCAGACCAAGGCAACUGCUGAUGAAGUUAAGUCUAUAUUGAAAUUUAAAGAGAAGUUAAAUAUAGAUGUGAUUGAAGACUGUGAAGAAAAACAGCUUGUCACAAUUUUGAAAGAGGAUUUGCCAGACCCAAAGGCAGUAGACCUAUAUGAAUUCCACUUCAGUGACUUUCCCAUUACUGAGCACGAAUUGGUUAAAUGUGGACUACGACUGUUUUUUGAAAUAAAUGUGGUGGAGAAAUUCAAAGUACCUGUGGAGGUUCUUACCAGGUGGAUGUACACAGUGAGGAAAGGGUACCGCUCCGUCACUUACCACAACUGGCGGCAUGGAUUCAACGUGGGGCAGACCAUGUUCACCUUGCUGAUGACAGGAAGACUAAAGAAAUACUACACAGAUCUUGAAGCUUUUGCUAUGGUUGCUGCUGCCUUCUGCCAUGAUAUUGACCACAGAGGCACCAAUAAUUUGUACCAAAUGAAAUCCAUAUCUCCACUAGCCAAGCUUCAUGGGACUUCUAUUUUGGAGAGGCACCACCUGGAGUACAGUAAGACACUCUUGCAGGAUGAGAGUUUAAACAUCUUCCAGAACCUAAAUAAGCGGCAGUUUGAAACAGUUAUUCAUCUAUUGGAGGUCGCAAUAAUAGCAACUGACCUGGCUUUAUAUUUCAAGAAGAGAACCAUGUUUCAAAAAAUUGUUGAUGCCUGUGAACAAAUGGAAACUGAAGAGGAGGCCAUCAAAUAUGUAACCAUUGAUCCAACCAAAAAAGAGGUUAUCAUGGCAAUGAUGAUGACCGCAUGUGACCUAUCUGCUAUAACCAAACCCUGGGAGGUACAAAGCCAGGUAGCACUUCUGGUUGCAAAUGAAUUUUGGGAACAAGGAGAUUUGGAAAGAACAGUGCUGCAGCAACAACCUAUUCCUAUGAUGGACAGAAACAAAAAAGAUGAACUACCUAAGCUUCAAGUUGGAUUUAUUGAUUUUGUCUGUACUUUUGUAUACAAGGAGUUCUCACGGUUUCACAAAGAAAUCACACCUAUGCUGAAUGGCCUUCAGAAUAAUCGAGUGGAAUGGAAAUCCCUAGCUGAUGAGUAUGAUGCAAAGGUGAAGAUAAUGGACGAGGAGGUGAAAAAGCAGGAAGAAGGAAACAUGAAUGGAAAAGCUGCCCAAGAUUCAGGAGGUGGUGGUGAUAACAAAAAGUCUAAAACGUGCUUAAUGUUGUAAAAUAAUCCAACUGGGCUAAAAUUUAAAUGUCAUCUUAGUUGUGAAGAGAAAUAGCAAACAUUCAAAAGAACUUCAGUACAUUUCAUUCAGCAAACUAUUAAGUAAAAGAAUAAGAGAAUCUUUAGAAAAAUUGCCAUGACUAUCAAAGAGAAUAUGUAAUGCUGGUCUGAAAAAUGUGAGGGUAAAAUAAAGUUGAACAGAAGUGCAAAAUAAGACAAAAACAGAUGCUUUUGGUGCCAAUUUUUUGUAAAUAUAAAAAAUAUACAAUCCUACAACCAGUCACAGA
This is a messenger RNA of Chinchilla lanigera (long-tailed chinchilla), 2872 nucleotides long. RefSeq names its product phosphodiesterase 6C, cGMP-specific, cone, alpha prime (gene Pde6c). The transcript is spliced from 22 exons. The record is from RefSeq and is a predicted model, not a curated record. NCBI's taxonomy places the organism in Eukaryota, Metazoa, Chordata, Mammalia, Rodentia, Chinchillidae. Gene Ontology annotation, molecular function: protein binding; 3',5'-cyclic-nucleotide phosphodiesterase activity. Gene Ontology annotation, biological process: visual perception; signal transduction. Bases 1 to 2586 code for a protein of 861 amino acids.